CCAUUCGUAACCAGUCUCUGCCAAGCAAGCGUGCUUCGACUGCAACACAAUCCACGCAAACAUUCGGAAGACGGAGUUUAGGUUUGAGCUCGGCCGGUCGCUGACUUCACCCGUAGUAUUGUCGAACUCUUGUGGCUGAAGCGACACGCCCAGCGCACCGUCCCGUUCUCGGAGAGGCUUCCGCACGUGCCACCGAGCGACACGCUGCGCACCCAUGGCCGCUGUCCUCCCGCCGCUCGCGGAGCACAUGGUGCUUAGCACCCAGCCAUCAGAGGAAUACCUGGGUCCUUAUGGAGGGAAGACAGAGUUUGUGAAAAACAAACACGGCCUGAACAUCUGCCGGUACUUCUGGCCGGUGCCGCCGGACGUGACGCCACGUGGCAUCGUGGUUCUGGCACACGGCCACGGCUGCUACCUCGCGUUCGACUACCUUCGGCCCCAGGGCCCUGGCAAGUUCUGUGUGUACUCUGGGUCAUUCGUGGCGGCCCUGAACGCAGCCGGGUACGCUGUGGCCGGCAACGACGACCGCGGCGCGGGCCGCAGCGAGGGUCUGCGCUGCUACUGCGACUCCUUUGACGACUACGUGGAGGACCUGGUUGCUACUGCCAGGGCCAGUCGGGAGGUGCCUCUGCGCGGCUUCUCGGCGCCUGCGCCUGCGGGUGCGCCGCUGUUCGCCAUGGGGCUGUCCCGUGGCGGCGCGGUGGUGCUCACGGCGGCGCUCAAGGAGCCGUCCCUGUUCUCCGGCUGCAUCUGCCUGGCGCCCAUGGUGUCGCUGGAGAAGGUGGCCCGGCAGGGACUGAACCCCUACCUCAGGCCUCUGGGUCGGCUGCUGAGCUGGCUGAUGCCCGAGGUGGCGCUACUGAGCACCAACCGCAACACCAAGUUCCCAGACCUGCAGGAGGCCUACGACGUCGACCCCAACUGCUACCACAAGAACACACGCGUCCGGACUGCGCAGGAGUACCUCCGCGCCACCGAGUGGCUGGCCGCCCACACCGGCGAGCUGUCGCUGCCGCUGCUGCUGUUCCACAGCGAGGGCGACACGCAGACAGACCCAGAGGGAACCAAGAGGCUGUACGCGCUGGCGCAGAGCAAGGACAAGACGUUUGUGGCGCCUGAGGGCAUGUGGCACAUCAUUCUGAAGGAGCCCGGGAACGACAAGGUGAAGGCGCAGGUGCUGCAGUGGCUGGACGAGCACACCACACCCAAGGCUACGUGAGGGUACGGAGCGGCGGCUACGGGGCUGCAGGGCUGAAGCAGGCGCAAAACUGGCUCAACUGCCUCCCGUUGCGGUGGGGAAGCUCGUGCUCUCUGCUGCGGAGGCGGCGGAGGCGGUGGAAGCGGUGGCAACGUUGGCUCCUGGCGCUGGCAGCCCACGCGGUGACCUGUGACCGGUACGAGUGCGCGCGAGGGUGCUGGUGCUGGUGCUGGUGUUGGUACCUGGUAACAGGUGAUGGUCUACCCCGCGCGACCGGGUGAUCUGUACGGCCGGCAGUCCGGCAGCGUGCGUGUGUGGCGAUGCAGGUAGAGAGUUGAGGCAGGUUAGGGGUGCUGGGUGAGUGGGACGGCGCCGGGGUGACAGGCAAGGAACGAUGUACUUCAUCAGCAUCAGUUAGUUCCACACAACUGCUUUCAUGUUACUCCUCGUGACAGUGUAUCAUUCUCGUCAAAUCAUAUCUUUUCGUGUCAUAGGUAUUGCGUGUAUCCAAUAUUGGUUGAGCCAGGUCGAGAGGUAUGGCUGGGGUGUGGGGGGUCCAGGUGAGGAACCUGUAUGUAACAUUUCAGCACGCGCCUGAAGGGUUGGCAUGCGCCUCCCUGCGUUACUCUUAUAAUGUACUAUAUUGUUCGCAUGAUAGCAUGUGUCGUACUGUCACUCUCGGUGUCGCGCGGCAGCAGUCGUGGUGUCGGUGGGGGAUGGCCGUGUGUGUGCGGGGGUGCGGAGCGUGCCGUGGUGCACUCUUGGGUUUCGUGCCGGCAUGCCACUUGUUACGCGAGUACGGCUCCUGUUGCUUGGCUUGUGGAGCCCGGGUGUUUGGAUUCGCUGAUACUAUUGCGGUGGGACAUGAUGCGGCUUGACGAGGCAGGUGUGGUUUAAGAGCGCGGCACCCAAAACACAAGCACAGCGGUACGUGUAACGUGGCAUUCGCACACGCCACCAUCCCGUGCGCCGGCCUGAAGUCUAGUCACAGGUACGUAGGCUGUGAGCUGUGCGCGGCGUUCGUUGCCGAACACGUGCGGGUGUGUGUUUGCCAUGUAGGGAGUCGUGGGAGGGAGUGAGGGACCCCGGAUGAGGUAGCCCCGGAUUGCCAGGGGGCCACUUCAGUGACUAGACCUUUCUUUGCGCUGUAUUUCCGCUGCAAAACUUGUAGCUUUCUGAUUGUGA
Molecule: messenger RNA, 2383 nt
Organism: Chlamydomonas reinhardtii
Lineage: Eukaryota; Viridiplantae; Chlorophyta; Chlorophyceae; Chlamydomonadales; Chlamydomonadaceae
Exons: 10
Coding region: 215-1219 (334 amino acids)
Cellular component (GO): membrane
Molecular function (GO): lipase activity
Source: RefSeq, a predicted model, not a curated record